Hipposideros armiger (great roundleaf bat) is the source of this 1484-nucleotide messenger RNA. It is a transcript of the gene TEKT4, whose product is annotated as tektin 4. Gene Ontology annotation, biological process: cilium movement involved in cell motility; cilium assembly. Lineage: Eukaryota; Metazoa; Chordata; Mammalia; Chiroptera; Hipposideridae. The record is from RefSeq and is a predicted model, not a curated record. The transcript has 6 exons. The coding region runs from base 44 to 1426 and encodes 460 amino acids. Gene Ontology annotation, cellular component: nucleus; microtubule cytoskeleton; sperm flagellum.
UCAGGGAAUAGAGUGGCCAGACCUGCCCUACUGACGGUGGCAAAUGCCCCACCCACCAACCUGUGCCCAGGCUGGUGGCACCAUGGCGCAGACAGAUGUGCUCCUGACCAAGCAGCCCGCCCCACAGACGGUGCCGGCAUGCGAACUUCCCCCCAAGCUAUACGAUGUAGCUCGAAACACAGGUGCCUACACGUCCUCCGGCCUGGCCACCGCUGGCUUCCGCACAGCCAAGUACCUGGUGGAUGAGUGGUUUCAGAACUGCUAUGCCCACUACCACCAGGCCUUUGCUGACCGUGACCAGUCGGAGCGGCAGCGCCAUGAGAGCUUGCAGCUGGCUGCCGAGACACAGACACUGGCACAGAGAACCCAGGAGGACUCUACCCGGAAGGUGGGCGAGCGUCUGCAGGACAUGCACUGCUGGAAGUCGGAGCUGCAGCAUGAGGUGGACGAACUGGUCGCUGAGACUGACAGGCUGCUGGACCAGAAGCAGCGGCUGGAGAGCUCCCUGGAUGCCACAGCUGUGCCCUUUUCCAUUGCCACUGACAACCUGCAGUGCCGAGAGCGUCGCCAGCACCCCGACCUCGUGCGUGACUACGUGGAGAUGGAGCUGCUAAAGGAGGCCGAGCUCAUCCGAAACAUUCAAGAACUGCUGAAAAGGACCAUCAUGCAGGCCAUGAACCAGAUUCGGAUGAACCUGGAACAGAAGGAGACAUGCGAGAUGGACUGGUCUGACAAGGUUGAGGCCUACAAUAUCGAUGAAACCUGUGGCCGCUACCACAACCAGAGCACGGAGGUGCAAUUCUACCCGCACUCCACCAAGCUGGAGGAGAGCGCCUCCACGUCCGAGACGUGGGCCAAGUUCACACAGGAAAACCUGUGCCGCGCGGAGCGCGAGCGCCUGGCCUCGGUCAACCUGCGGGGGCUCAUUGACUGCAUCCUGAGGGACAUAGCCGAGGACCUGCGCCUGCAGUGCGACGCCGUGAACCUGGCCUACGGGCGCCGCUGCGAGGAGCUGGAGGACACGCGCUUCAAGCUGAAGCAACACCUGCACAAGACGCUGUGCGAGAUCACAGACCAGGAGCACAAUGUGGCUGCGCUGAAGCAGGCCAUCAGGGACAAGGAGAUGCCACUGAAGGUGGCUCAGACCCGCCUGUACCAGCGUUCGCACCGGCCCAACGUGGAGCUGUGCCGAGACAAUGCCCAGUUCAGGCUGGUGAGCGAGGUGGAAGAACUGAACAUGUCCCUUAUGGCGCUGAGGGAGAAGCUUCUGGAAGCAGAGCAGUCACUGCGCAACCUGGAGGACACACGCAUGAGCCUGGAGAAGGACAUCGCCGUCAAAACCAACAGCCUCUUCAUCGACCGCCAGAAGUGCAUGACCCACCGCGCCCGCUACCCCACCAUCCUUCAGCUGGCCGGCUACCAGUGACCAGGGCGGGCACCAUGGUGGGGUGGCCCUGCUGGCCUUGGCCAGACUCAGACAGGGA